UUUGAACUGUCUGUGGCUAGUAAGCUCGAAACUACGUGUCUCGUUGCCCUUUAGAUGCCAUAGAUGCACAGCUAAGUCUGGUCGCGGGAAACAGUUGUUUGGAAACACCCAGGCGGCUCGGAAUGGCGUCUGGGUUCGCCGAUUUCGAUGCCGGUCAUCGCGACUUGGUACUGGUUACAAAGUUCAAUUUCUAUGGAAAUCGCAUUGUCACGGCUUCUUCGGACCACCGGAUGAAGGUGUGGGAUCAGAAGGAUGGCCAAUGGCAGCUGACUGAUACAUGGCGUGCUCAUGAUGCUGAGAUUCGUGAUGCAGCAUGGAAUGGGCCAUUUACGGGACAGCAUAUUGGCACUGUAGGUGAAGACAUGAAAUGCAAGAUAUGGCAAGAAGAUGUCACGCAACCCCCACACUCGGGCAGGCGUUUCAGGUCCAUCUUCCGAAUGACAGCCCCACAGCGGCAUCCGUUUGUUUCGAUUGACUUUCGAAACAUUGACCUAGAGACCUGGCUUGCUGUAAUUACGCGAGAUGGCUAUUUGAUUGUCAUGGAGCCCGUCAGUCCGGAUACUCUUGCAGACUGGCAGCCCCUUGACGAGUUUCGGGUGUGCAGUGCGCCUCAGAGAGGGGAGGAAACAAGCUUCAAGGUACAAUUCCACCAUGAUCCGACUGAUAUUACACACUCGGUGCUGCCUUCUUGGGAUCGCAAAAGUCUGUCUCUCGUGGUGGCUGCCAUGGAUAGUGUGAAGGUGUACCGCACCGAUGCCAAUCGUCGCUUUUACCACGCUAUAGAGUUGAGCGGUCAUGGUGGUCUUGUACGAGACAUCUCUUGGGCCAAUGGGUCAGUUCGGGGGUAUGAUCUCAUUGCCAGUGGGUGCAAGGAUGGUUUCGUUCGAAUCUUUGAAGUAUAUACUUCAAUAUCGAGCAGUGGGUCUCAAAAUGCAAAUAACGACAAGCAUGUGCAGCCUGCUGCGCAAUCACCGUCGGUCCGUGCAACAACGCAAUCAGGGAUUGGUUCGGCACUGGCUAGUCGCGCACCGAUGUCUAUGUCUAGUCGCUCCACAGGGGGGGAUUCGCAGUUCAAGCAUACAUCAAAACUUGUGGCUUGUAUUGACAGUAAGCAUCUGGAUGUCUGGCAAGUCGGGUUCUCAUAUGCCGGUGACUGUCUCAUCUCAUCCGGUGACGAUGGUGUUGUGCGGUUCUGGAAGAAAUCGCUGUCUGGCGAAUGGCUUGAGUAUGCCGAGACUGACAUGGCCUAGAAUGUGGCUGAAAACACUUUCAAUGGGACGAUAAUCGGCAGUCGGCAAAAUAUGCCUUUCCCGACUUACAUGGUUUAUGGUGUUAGUGUCUUACAAGGAUCCGUUUUUUUUUUUUU
Aspergillus candidus is the source of this 1366-nucleotide messenger RNA. Its product is annotated as putative nuclear pore protein (SEH1). The record is from RefSeq and is a predicted model, not a curated record. Gene Ontology annotation, cellular component: nuclear pore outer ring; Seh1-associated complex. The transcript has 3 exons. Gene Ontology annotation, molecular function: protein binding; structural molecule activity. Gene Ontology annotation, biological process: cellular response to amino acid starvation; positive regulation of TORC1 signaling. The coding region runs from base 123 to 1250 and encodes 375 amino acids. Lineage: Eukaryota; Fungi; Ascomycota; Eurotiomycetes; Eurotiales; Aspergillaceae.